AUGGCUCUUAGACUUUGUAAUAUCAGCACUUUGGAUGAUGGGCCAUACCAAUUUUCAUUUCAUCAUAGUGGCUCCAGUGAAUGUGGCCUUUAUACAACUCAGUGUAGCUGUCCUGAUUAUGGUGGAUUCUAUUGUGGGAUGUUCUUCAGUAGAGUGGUUUCUGCAACCCCAAAUGCAGUGGAGAGACAACCAAGGGAAUGUAGUUCCAUAUUCUUCAAUAUCGCACUCCAGGAUGAAGAUAGUUAUAACUACAUGGAGAUGUCUCUUCUCCUCAGAAAUCAGUCACAGAAAGAAACAUUCACUGUGACUGGCUUACAGAGGCCAGUCCUGGCUCAAUUGGGUAGAAACCUAGAACUCAGUUGUCAGUUGUCUCCACCACAACAAGCAAAGCACAUGGAAAUAUGCUGGUUCCGGAAUCGCUAUACAGAACCUGUAUACCUGUACAGAAAUGGUAAAGACCUGCAUGGAGAAACUAUCUCCAAGUAUGUAGAGCGGACUGAACUCCUGAAAGGUGACAUUGGAAGAGGGAAAGUAAUCCUUAAGAUCUUUAGAGUGACUGCUGAUGAUGAAGAGUCCUACCACUGUUUCUUCAAAGAUGACAAGUUCUAUGAAGAACACAUCACAGAAGUCAAGGUCACAGCCACAAGCUCAGACAUACAGAUAUUUAUUCAUCCCUCUAAUAUCAAAGGUGUGAUGUUGGAGUGUCAUUCAAGUGGUUGGUUCCCAGAGCCUCAUAUGGAAUGGAGAGACAGUAAAGGAAAGUGCAUUACAGCUACUUCAGAAUCCCAUUCACAGGAUGAAAAUAAACUGUUCAACAUGACAACGGUCCUUCUUAUUGAAUUUUACUCCCACAAUAAUGUUACUUGCUAUCUUCAAAACUGGCUAACUAACCAAGAAGAAAGCAUAAGUAUUGUUCUGUCAGGUGAACUGUUUUCAUGGAUUACUGUUUGGAUAAUGAUCCUGAGAACAUUUUUUGUGCUAAUUGGCUUCCACACAACCUACUGUUUUAAGAAACAUCUAAAAUAUGAGGACUCAGGGCUGCCAGUUCACAAUGAGCAACAUGAGGGUGAUCAAGCUAAAGGUACCUGCAUUAAGAAAAAUUCUUGGAAAAAGAGUGCAAUGGUAUUCACAGUUUCAUUUUUGACAAUUAUAGGAGUCAUGCUCUUUUUAUAUUUUUAUGAAAGAGUGCAAGAAUCAGAUCAACAUUUUGAAUUGGACACAUUGUGGUUGGAAGAUAUUAUUGUGAUCCUAUGUGUGUUGAUAGUGUUCAGCAUCAAUCUCAUGUCAUUGACUUCCUUCAGAUUUUAUGGUAAAUAUGUUGGGAAUGGUAUCUACUCAGAAGAUCUAGUUCAUGUGAAUAAUGAUUGGAAGGUGAACUUUCUGGUCCUUUUGUCUUAG
Messenger RNA from Apodemus sylvaticus (European woodmouse), 1398 nucleotides. Its product is annotated as selection and upkeep of intraepithelial T-cells protein 2-like. Gene Ontology annotation, molecular function: signaling receptor binding. Gene Ontology annotation, cellular component: external side of plasma membrane. The record is from RefSeq and is a predicted model, not a curated record. The coding region runs from base 1 to 1398 and encodes 465 amino acids. The transcript has 8 exons. Lineage: Eukaryota; Metazoa; Chordata; Mammalia; Rodentia; Muridae. Gene Ontology annotation, biological process: regulation of cytokine production; T cell receptor signaling pathway.